Molecule: messenger RNA, 789 nt
Organism: Cladocopium goreaui
Lineage: Eukaryota; Dinophyceae; Suessiales; Symbiodiniaceae
Source: the annotation of a GenBank genome assembly
AUGCCCUUGAAUGCAGAUAAAGCCAGCAGCGCUUUACAAGCCACUCUCGGCUCCGGUUGGAGCCUACGAGCAAGAGAGCUGUGGCAGGAGAUCAGCGUUGCAAACUCCUCUACUCUCUGCUGCACUUCUGCACGAGAAACACCCUUUGAUAUCAUGGAGUGGAAGGAGACAGGAAGCGCACGAUGCGGCAUUUGCGCUGUCCGCUGUGACGUUUUGUUUCAUGUUGUGGACAUGUCCCCUCUGUUCGUUUGUUUCACCCACUUCACGACAAACCUUGGAGCUUUGCUAACACCGUGGGGCUGGAGCUUUGUGCCACCGUAUGUGCAAUGGCGCUGCCAGCAGGUUCGUCUUCCACGGAUCAAUUCAGACAAUGACUUGACCUUCGAAAGUCUCGUCCCCAGCACGACAGUGGAAAAGGUGCUGAGUUGCUUUGAAAACCUUUUUGGACAAGUGCGCCUACAGAAGACACCUUGUGAAGCUGGAAUUCAACAGGGGGACCUUUCUCAACAACUUGGACCAGGUGACAGUAAAAACACAGGAGGCUCGCUCUCUGGGCGUCCCCCGAAGCCAGCAACGCUUUACAAGCCACACUCGACUCCGGUUGGAGCCUACGAACGAGUGGCUGGUCAGGCACGAAAGGCCAUGUUCAGCAGGGGCCCACAGAAGUGCAUUGCAGAGAAGCGCAUCGAAGGAAAGCCAAGGACCCUAAGCUCUGGCUUAGCGCCAGCAGAUAGAGCCAGGCAUCCUUCAAUGUGCACGUGCGCGAAAGGCCCGCAAGCUCUCGCUUAG